Molecule: messenger RNA, 441 nt
Organism: Dreissena polymorpha
Lineage: Eukaryota; Metazoa; Mollusca; Bivalvia; Myida; Dreissenidae
Exons: 4
Coding region: 1-441 (146 amino acids)
Molecular function (GO): enzyme regulator activity; calcium ion binding
Source: RefSeq, a predicted model, not a curated record
AUGAACCGCAUCAGAAUCCAUAAAUCAGAACAAAUGAGCUGCAAACCUGAGAAGGCUUUCGCGGACGAAACGAACAGCAAAUACGCGCCACUCACCGAAGACGAAAAGAAAUAUCUCCCGUACGCGUGGCGGCUGUUGGGAGGUGACGACAUGGGGAGCCUGCCCGCCCGCCAACUCGGCAAGGUGAUGCGGGGGUUCGGCAAGAACCCAUCCGAGCAGGACAUUCAGUACCUGAAGUACGAGCACGAGGUUGACGACGACAGGAGGUUGAUUUACAAUGAGUUUGUAAAACUUUACCGCGCAUGCGCGCCCGGAACUGACUCCAAAGAACGUUUGGAGGACGCCUUCAGGGUGUUUGACAAGGAAAACGAGGGAAAAAUUAAAGCCGAGGAUUUACGGUACAAGUUUAAUUCAAGUACCGAUAAAAAGUCACAGAAAUAA